Molecule: messenger RNA, 2612 nt
Organism: Meloidogyne enterolobii
Lineage: Eukaryota; Metazoa; Nematoda; Chromadorea; Rhabditida; Meloidogynidae
Source: the annotation of a GenBank genome assembly
GGGCUGUAGUUAUUCUAUUAAAAGUUGCAACAAUGAGCAAAGACGAUAAAACAAUUGCUAAAAUUGAAAAAAAGGAGGUUGAAGAUAUUUCCCAUAAUAGUCGAAAACGUACUCAUUCAAACACUUCUGAUGUUGUAGAAGCCAAAAAACGAAGUAUUGUUGAAUCUAAUGCAAACACAAUGAAUUAUAAAUUUGAUUUGAAUAAAUCAAAUCCAUUCAAUGGAAGACCUUAUUCUCAACGAUUUUUUGAAUUUUUGAGAAAAAGGAUGGCUUUGCCAGUUUGGGACUAUAGAGAAAAGUUUCUUGAACUUCUCAACAAAAAUCAGUGUUUGGUGCUUGUUGGGGAAACUGGAAGUGGAAAAACAACACAAAUCCCUCAAUGGUGUUUAGAUUAUGCAAGAGAGAAGGGGGUUAUGAUGGGUAAAAAAUAUAUGGUUGCCUGUACACAACCGAGACGUGUGGCGGCAAUGAGUGUUGCUAACCGUGUUGCUGAUGAAUUAGAUGUUCAGCUUGGUCAAGAAGUUGGAUAUUCUAUCCGUUUUGAAGAUUGUGUUAGUGACCGAACAAUUCUCAAAUAUUGUACAGAUGGUAUGCUUUUGAGAGAGGCGAUGAAUAAUCCUUUGCUUGAACAAUAUGAAGUCAUUCUGCUCGAUGAGGCUCACGAAAGGACGCUUGCCACGGAUAUUCUUAUGGGUUUAAUUAAGGAAAUUACAAAACAACGUAAAGAUUUAAAAAUUGUUGUUAUGAGUGCUACUUUGGAUGCUGGAAAAUUUCAAAAUUAUUUUGAUAAUUGUCCUCUUCUUUCUGUUCCUGGACGAACUUUUCCUGUUGAAAUAUUUUAUACUCCUGAACCAGAAAGGGAUUAUUUAGAAGCAGCUGUCCGGACUGUAAUACAAAUUCAUAUUUGUGAAGAAGUUCAAGGAGAUAUUUUACUUUUUCUUACUGGACAGGAGGAAAUUGAAGAUGCGUGUAAACGAAUUAGAAAAGAAGUUCAAAAUCUUGGUCCUGAAGCUGGUGAUUUAGUUUGUAUCCCUUUAUAUUCAACACUUCCUCCAAAUAUGCAACAACGAAUUUUCGAUCCUCCACCUCCGAAUAGACCAUCUGGAGGAAUAAGUCGUAAAUGUGUUGUAUCCACCAACAUUGCUGAAACUUCUUUAACUAUUGAUGGUGUUGUUUUUGUAAUUGAUCCUGGUUUUUCUAAACAAAAAGUUUAUAAUCCAAGAAUUCGUGUUGAGAGCCUCCUAGUUUGUCCCAUUUCUAAAGCUUCAGCAAUGCAAAGGGCUGGAAGAGCUGGAAGGACAAAACCAGGAAAAUGUUUUCGAUUAUAUACAGAAAAAGCCUAUAAAACUGAUAUGCAAGAACAAACUUAUCCGGAGAUUCUUCGUUCUAAUCUUGCUUCUGUUGUUUUGCAAUUAAAAAAAUUGGGAAUAGAUGAUCUUGUACAUUUUGAUUUUAUGGAUCCGCCAGCGCCUGAAACGCUUAUGAGGGCUCUAGAAUUAUUAAAUUAUUUGGUAGCGAUUGAUGAUAAUGGUGAAUUAACACAACUUGGUUCAUUAAUGGCUGAAUUUCCUUUGGAUCCUCAAAUGGCAAAAAUGCUUAUAGCUUCUACCGAUUUAAAUUGUUCUAAUGAAAUUUUGAGUAUUACAGCUAUGCUUUCUGUUCCCCAAUGUUUUGUUCGUCCAAAUGAAAUUAAAAAACAAGCGGAUGAGGCUAAAGCAAGAUUUGCACAUAUCGAUGGAGAUCAUUUAACACUUCUUAAUGUUUAUCACGCAUUUAAACAAAGUACCUAUAUAUUUUUAAAUUAUUUUUUGAAUAUUUUUUUAGAUCGAGAUGAUCCCCAAUGGUGUUAUCAAAACUUUAUUAAUUACCGUUCAUUAAAAAAUGCUGAUGAUGUGAGAACUCAACUAGCGAGAAUUAUGGAUAAAUUUAAUUUGAAGCGUGUUUCUGCUGAUUUUAAUUCAAGAGAUUAUUACAUAAAUAUAAGAAAGGCUCUUGUUGCUGGAUUCUUUAUGCAGGUUGCCCAUUUGGAGAGAAGUGGACAUUAUGUAACAAUUAAAGAUAAUCAAAUAGUUAAUUUACACCCAUCUUCUGUUCUUGAUCACAAACCAGAAUGGGCUUUAUAUAAUGAAUUUGUUCUUACAACCAAAAAUUAUAUUCGAACUGUCACCGAUGUUCGUCCAGAAUGGCUGAUUCAAAUUGCCCCUCAAUAUUAUGAUGUUAAUUCAUUCCCAGAAGGAAGUGAUGCUAGAAGAAAAUUAAAUGCGAUAAUUGCUGCAUCUAGACAGUAAAGAUACUACAAAAAAGCUUGUUCUUUAAUAUUUUUUACAAUUCUGCGCCCGUUUUAUAAUAUUGUAUUUAAAAUAAAUCAGCAUUAAAACAAUCGAGUGUCACAGCGGGGUGAUGUAAACGAAAGGAGCGCUAAUUUUCCGCUCACCAAAAAUAAAUUGAAGACAUGAAUAUAAAGGGCGUAGUUUAAAAAUGGGGGAGAUUUUGAUAGAGGGUUUUUAAAAGAUAUAAAGGAAUUUUUUGGAAACAUUUUUGUUGGAGCACCACAAAAUCCUUCUCCUCCCAUACUACGCCCCUUAAUUAUUAAAGAAACAUUAAAAUUAAGA